AUGACGGCCAUGGCGUCCGAGAUCGGGCUGUCAACCCGGUUGUGGCAGUGGCUCUUGUUCUCCCCAGGGCCCUUCUACUUCUAUCCCUGGAAGUCCAUAGCGAACCACAUCGCUGGGGACUCCUACGCCAUUGGCUACCGACAUUUUGUGGCGGGGCAUUACGGGCGCAUCAACCUGGCCCUUCACUGCGUGGCGCUCUUCAUCCAAACGUUUGGUAAUUUCAGGUUGCUGGAACACCUGGACAGGCUGCUUUUCUCCAAGGUUGGGGUCCUAAGCUUUGGGUCUGUGGUGGCCUGGGUGGCCAGCCUUGCCUCGUCACCCGCACCCGCCCUCGCGCGGCUGGCCAGCUGCGGCUCCCUCUGCUUCGCCUUCCAGUUGGCGCCCUACGCCACGGUGGAGAGCUUCGAGCUGGCGACGCCUGGGGCCAUGGCUCUGGUUCUGACCUGGGCACAGGCCACCGCGAAGCGCCCCAUCAGCAACCGGGCCUAUGCCAAGGGACUCGUGCUCAUGGCUGGCUGGUAUGCAGGCUGGACGCUCCUUCGCCGGAUGUGCGGGAAGAGGCUAGAGGACCAGAAGGUCCGCAUCCGCUGUGCGGUGAUUAGCUUCCUCAGCUUCCUAGCGAUGCAGAAGAACCCAGUGACACCCGUCGUGGUUCUUGGCUCACUUCUGUGUCGUUUGGCUUCCAUCCUCACCGAUGACCCGGUUCUCUACUACCUCGGUUUCGCCUUCACGGGGUCCCUCUUCCAGGGCAUCGCCCACAACCUCACGGCCGAGGAGGCCACACUGAAGGCCCUGGAGCGCCAAGGUGAGCAGGCAAAGUUGCGGUACGAAUGGGCGCACGUCACCUUCUUUCCAGCUCUCCUGUUCCACGCCGUGCAAGAGGCAGCCACUCGAAGUUGGAAGGCUUAG
Symbiodinium natans is the source of this 909-nucleotide messenger RNA. The record is from the annotation of a GenBank genome assembly. NCBI's taxonomy places the organism in Eukaryota, Dinophyceae, Suessiales, Symbiodiniaceae.